UGAUGCUGCAUUGUUGGUUGCAUAACAAAAUUUGAAACUAUUCUAUAAGUUUGUUGAUAUUGUAGAGAAAAGAUAUAUAUAAUCCAAACAUUUCAAAAAUGGAUUCAGAUAAUGAGGAAUUAAUAGAUGAUCCCGAUUACGUGGGACCUUUUAAAAAAGUUAAAGAAAUAGAAGUGAACAAAUUGUCUUCUGAGAAGUUAUCCAAGGUAUUAUCUGAAGUAUUUGACGAGGAAUUACUUACAAGACAAAAACAGUUAGAGGAUAUCGAAGAAAAAAUUUUUAAAGCUCAGAAAUUACUUCACCUAGUGCGAUAUGUUUUAGUAACCUCCUAUUACAAGAAAAAAAGUUUAGAUAUUUCAACUAGUGAAGAAAACACUAAUACUAAUUUUGAUGGUCAAAAUAGGAUACAUCCAGCAUUGAAGAAACUUUUGGGUGGAAAUGCAAAGUUAGAUAUCUUCACUUGCGGUAAACGUAGAAAUGCCACAAAAAUCUGUGAUAGUAGUAAGGCUUCUACAUCCCAAACUUCUGUUGCAAAAAGGAUAAAGUUAGAUAUCAAGACAGAUCCUCCAAAAAAGACCUUAGAUAAGAAUAAAACUUCACUGAAAAGUAGAAGGAAAAUACAACAUAAAAUAAUUAUUGGGAAUAUUUCUAAGUGGAUGCAGCUGGAAGAAAAUAAAACUACAUAUAAAUGGAUGAUGUACGUUAGAGGAGAAAGAGAAACUCCUGAUAUAUCACAUAUUGUAGAAAAAGUUAUUUUUUACUUACACCAUACCUACAAACCUCAUGAUGUAGUGCAAGUCACGGAAUCUCCAUUUCAUCUUUCUAGAAGAGGAUGGGGAGAAUUUCCUUUGAGAGUCCAAAUUUUUUUCAAGUGUCCUUUGAAUAAACCCAUCAGUAUUGUACAUAAUCUGAAAUUAGAUAAAUCUCGAACUGGUAGACAAACAUUAGGUAAUGAAACCAUAGUGGAAGUGCACCUUUACGAUAAUCAUGAAUCGCCCAAACCCGAGACCAUCAUAAAACCAACAGAUGAACCAACGAACAAUUCAGCUAUCACUACAACCCCCAUAAUGAAUAGUCAAAUGAAAAUUGAAGAACAUAGCGUUGACAGUAAAUCACUUUUCAAUUUUGAUUUGAACCUAGCACAGUUGCCCAAUCUUGAAUCUGAUUUUUCCCAAUUUAAUUUCAGUAAAUAUGAUUCCGGCUUUUCUGAGUCUGGUACUUUCAAUCUGUCUGAUUCCACUCUUACUAAUUCCCAUUCUCAUUCUGCUUAUGAACAAUCAGACACAGCUUCUGUCGGUAACGAACAUGACUAUUGUCAAGAUGGAGACAUUAUGGAGGAACAAGUUAUUGAUAAUGCAGCAGACACAAGACAUAGUGGGUUUAAAGAGUAUUUGAAUUUUGAACAUUCCUACUGUUUGUCAGGCGAAGCCAAGAAUGUAGAUUAUACAUGUGAUCAUUCAGAAAAAUUCCCUGCAGGUGCCCAGGAACAAGAUGCAAACAAACUAAUUUUUGGACUAGACAAUACAUACUUGAAGAGUGAACAUAAUGUAAGUGUUAAUUUGAUUUUAUAAUUCAAUUAAAUGAUGAAUGGUAGUAAAUAAAUAACUUUUCAAGGGUUCAAA
Leptinotarsa decemlineata (Colorado potato beetle) is the source of this 1622-nucleotide messenger RNA. RefSeq names its product YEATS domain containing 2 homolog D12 (gene D12). The record is from RefSeq and is a predicted model, not a curated record. NCBI's taxonomy places the organism in Eukaryota, Metazoa, Arthropoda, Insecta, Coleoptera, Chrysomelidae. Gene Ontology annotation, biological process: regulation of DNA-templated transcription.